This is a messenger RNA of Microthlaspi erraticum, 513 nucleotides long. Lineage: Eukaryota; Viridiplantae; Streptophyta; Magnoliopsida; Brassicales; Brassicaceae. The record is from the annotation of a GenBank genome assembly.
AUGGCGUUAAGUUCGACCUUUCCGCUUCCACUACUGUUCCGCUUUGCUGCACCGCCGAGCAUAAUGACGGAAGAGUAUUCGCCAGAUAACCUCAUUUCAAAGAUGGGGAGUCAGUCUCGCCUUGGAUCGCUUGGUAUAACGGAACAAUGUAUUGCUUCUAUCGUCUCCAGAGCUUCCUCAGCCGAUCCCUCGCUGUUCGGUUGGCCUGUAAACGACGGCGGUGGCGGUAGAGGAGCUGGAGACACGCUCAUCCCCGGUGCCGCGUCGAAAACAGCGGAUGUGCGUAGAAAGAAGCAGAGUAAGGAUUCGAAUAUGGAGUUGUGGUUUGAAGAUCUGGCGCAACUAAGCCUUCCGAUAUUCAUAACUGUGAUCGUGUCGAUGAGAUCGGGAGAUCUGAGCCUUGAUGUGAUAGAGAGCUGUUUGAUUUGUUACGCUAAGAAGCAGAUUCCCCGGAUUUUCCGUUCUAACCGGAAACCACCACCGUCAUCCUCAACCGCAGCUUCUGAGAAUUAA